GACCUCAAAUUUUCUUCAUCCAGUAACAUAAAAAUCUAAUCAACUACAUAAAAUCAAAAAGGAUGAAGCCUAUGUUUUACUUCUUUCUUGCCUUAACCUCUGUUUUUGCCGCGGCCGCAAACGCCGGCACACCAGUUCUCGAUUCUAAAGGUCGUGUCAUAACCGAAGGCAGUUACUACGUUAAGCCCCUCGGUGCCCUCUUCGACACUGGAGGUGGCGGUCUAACUCUCUCCACACUUAACGGCAAACAGUGUCCCCUCUUUGUUGGACAGGAAGAUUCAGAUUCGAACGUGGGCAUUCCCGUCAAAUUCUCAGACUGGAAGUCUAGCGAUGGGUUUGUUCCCGAAUCAGAGAACCUCAACAUCGAGAUGGACAUCGAAGAAACGAUCUGCUUUGAGUCAACCUAUUGGCGUAUCACUCCGGCCGACGUGGUCCCUAUGGCGUUGUUCAUAAAGGCUGGCCCUAAGCCGUCCAGUGGUUUGUUCCAGAUCAAGAAAAGUGAUCGUUUACGUGGCCGUUACCGUAUUUUCUUUUGCCCUGACGGUUACGAUUGCACCAAAGUCGGGACAUAUGUGGACCAACAGGGCGUUCGGCGUUUGGCUUUAAACACUACGGCGUUCUAUGAGGUUGCGUUCGUGAAAGCUACCAAGACAGAGACGUCGUCCAAGACUGUGUCUAUUAUCUGAGAUAAAUCAAAAACUACAAAAUUAAGAAGAUAAGUGCUAUUGCUCAUGACUAAUAAUAAUAAAACACUAUCUGUGUCCCUUGUUUUCUUUGUUCACCAAUCAUCAUAUAUGGAACAGAACAUACUAUUUACUUUGCAGCUUUGUUUCUUUUUGGUUCUUCCUCUCUAGUUUAAAAUUCACAUGA
Molecule: messenger RNA, 870 nt
Organism: Raphanus sativus (radish)
Lineage: Eukaryota; Viridiplantae; Streptophyta; Magnoliopsida; Brassicales; Brassicaceae
Product: kunitz trypsin inhibitor 4-like
Exons: 1
Coding region: 63-686 (207 amino acids)
Molecular function (GO): endopeptidase inhibitor activity
Source: RefSeq, a predicted model, not a curated record